UCGCUCGGGACCGGGCGCGUCUUUGAGAGGAUUCAGCAUCGAAUCGUGUCGCGCGACCGCUCGCACGCGAGAGGCACGGCACGGCGCGAGGGAAGGGGUGGCGCGGGGACCGUUUCUUAUUUUUUUUUUUUUUCGCGAAUCAGCCGCGAAACUCCGCGAGAGGUUGCGCGACGGCCUUGACGGGCACGCGCGUCGGGAAAUACGCGGGCGAUUAGAAUAGAUAUAAAGAUUAUAGAGCGGCCGGGCGCGGAAAUCCCAGAAAAAGAAUCAGCGGUUUCCUCGGUCUCGGUGUGACGCGAGAGGCGAGAGGAGAGAGAAAGAGAAAAAGAAGAAAGGAAGAAACCGCGAAGAUAGCCGCUGCCCGCUACUGCGACGCGGCGCGAUGCCGCGCGCUGCCGGGCCGACAAAAGUCGCGGCCGCAGAUAAGGAUCCCGCGAGUGUUCGCUCGAUAUUGGAGCCGCGCGACGUAGCGCCGAAGGUCGUCGGCGACGUACAGCGACACGCAUGAUCUGACUGACUCCGGAUCAGAGCACGCGGGUGUGUUUCGGCCACGUUGCGUUGGUGCGUGCGUGCGUGCGUGCGUACGCGCGCGUGUGUAUGGUGUGCGUGCGAGAGACUGGAUCGUUCGCAGAAUCGCAAACGAGUCUCUAUCUUUCUCUUUCUCUCGCCGAGAUCUUGGUGGAGACUAGUCGUUUAUUAUUAUCGCGCUAUACGACGAUCCGUUCUCCAGUCGUUGGUGCCGAGAGAAAAACUGAAUUGAAGCAACGUUUGCGCGCUUGUAUCUUCAGUCGAGAUCGUUUUGAUAUAACUCUAAAAGGUUGUCAAGAUUGUUAAUGCGGGUACAUGUGCCUGAGGGCAAGGCGCUCGCCCUACUUUUCCCGGGAUAAACCCUAAUUGGAUGCAACGUGACGCGGAAGUGACGGUGUGCUGAUCGCGAGGAGAGCGGUGGAAAUCGAAAAUCUGAGGCGGAGAACGGAGCACUUGGGUGGGACGUGCGGCGAAGAGGCCGAGAUAUGGAAACGACGUGAAGCGUCGAAUAUCGCGUGUCGAUAAGAUCGUGGAGUCGAUCGCCUCGAGAUCGUCGCAGAAGCGGACAAUCGCGCUCUCCGAGCACCUUUGCGAGUGGAAGCUUGAUGAAGUGCGGUUUUUCUGACGCGGUGUUACGUCGACGCGCGACUCACGUGGCGAUUUCGAGAGCGGGGAGCGUUGAGACGACUCUCGUGAAAGCGAUCUGUCUUCGCGAUUGCGAAGCCAGCGAUUCAGCGUUAUUCGGAGAAAACGCAUGAGAUUCACAUUAGAACGAAGUUUCUGAGAUCAAGAAGACAUUAACUGAAGAAUUGAACGUGCAAAAGAAACGCGUAAAGACGGCCUUUAUUAAUUCUCUUUGAGCAGUUAUUUAUAUUACUUGUAAGAAUAAGAGAAAUCCAGGCAGCAAACCAUGGCCAAUUCCGCCCAAAUUACGUCGAUCCGAAUCGCGUUGAGGCUGCAACGCGUCACGAUUCCGGACUGUUCAUCCGUGAGCUCUUUGGAGGAGGAUUACGGAUCAACCGAGUCCGAGGAUAUGUCUAUUAGCCCGGACACGUCUUGCCGCUCAAGCGCGGACGCGGACAAAAAUUUUAACCUCGACAAGGACUUCCGCGAGAAACUGACCAAAGAUAUAAUCGAAAAGUUCGAGAAUCUGCAGCUUGCGAUUAACAAAGAUACCAACGAGAACGUUGGUAUCGACAAGACGCGCCGCAUCAGUAGCGAAAAAGUGGACAAUACAGAGUAUCGGGACAGUUGCAAGUCGCAAACGGGCCAUCGUGCUAAUAACGAGGACAUAAACAACAACAAAAACAACGUCACGGCUAAAAACAAUAAAAGUUGCCUGCCGCUUAACAUACGCGAUGACACCGGUGAUAAGAAGCGUCGCUCUUUGUACGAUAAUAAUUCCUUGAACGACGAUUCGGAAACCGAACAGGCGGAACGACAGGAGGAGCAUGAGGACUCUGACGAUUCUGAUUUGAUCGAACGAGGACCGAUUAAGCCCAAUAAUGUCCAAUCCCCUCGGGAACACCCAUACUCUAUGAUAAGCUGGCUGUCGCGUGAAAACAAUGACGCGCUGGACUACGACAAGACGGCCGAACAGAUCCUGAGGAUCAAGGAUUAUAGCGAGAAACUGAAUCCCUGCUUGGAUCAGUUGUCGGAUUCGAGCCGAAAUCAGGCAUCGAUCGGAGCGAUGGGUCUGGCGAUGAAUAUUAGCUGGACCGGAGAAAAUAACAAUGAUAUCUUCCACAACGGAGAUCUUGGAAACGAUACCGCGGCACUUCCUUCCAUAGUCGUCGACGAGGGAGAGGACUUGAUGGACAUCUUGUCGCGUAGCGAUUUACAAGCCGCGCGGGUGCUCUCAGACUCCGGCAGUCACUCAAUUCCAUCACCAGGCGCGAAAACCUGGUCCGAUUCCCCGGCAAGCAGCUACAACUACGUCAUCUCGAGGUCGAACAGUCGGGCGUCGAGUCGCGCCCAGUCGCCGGGCUCUGCCACGAACUUGGAGUCGCCGCAGAUGCAUGUCAACAUUAUUGGCAGCCCGCUCGGUUCGCCGCAGGUCGCAUCGUCGUAUCGGGUGCCGCGAGCGUUGUCCUCCUCGUCCUCGUCCAACCAGUCUUACAGCGACGUGUCCAGCCCGUCGAAUUACCAGACGCCUCUGAGUUAUCAGAACGAGGAACAGCUUGGCGAAUCUUUAUCCGGUUGGAAAGGCGUCUACGAUUCCUCGGGAUCGUCAACAGUAACGAUCGUCAACAGUAGCGACACUAUCGAUUUGCUCCAGCUUGUAGAGCAGGUCAUAGAGGAGGACAAGCAGAGCAAGACGUUGAAGGAACCGCAGGUUGCCUCAAACGCCCCUUCCUUCUCGUCGGCCUACAACAACCAGUGCGUAUCCGUGCGAACGUUGAGGAGUGAUCUGAAUCCCGCAUCACGCGAAUGCCCCGCGAGCAGCAUGCGAAGCGAUAAGCUGGAGGCUUGCUUGGGCGUACCCAACGCGAACUCCAUCCAGGUCGGCGGUCUGCCCAUCGACGGCAGUCUCGUGUCGGUCUACGCGAGCAAGGGAAGCACCGGCGGAUGCGCGAUCGUGAAUCGUGCGGUGAACGGGCACUCGGUAGAUAUCGAGCCAAGGUAUUACGAGCCGAACGUGAAGAACGGUGGCCAGGUCAACAUUGUGCCGCAGCACGACGCGAACACCCUGCACGAGAUCGGACUGGCCAAUGAGACAUCCGCAAAGACUUCUGAACAGAAUUUGCGCGCGUCGCAGGAGAAGUACACGAUGUUCCAUACCGCUGGUGGAGAGAAGAGAUACGACCAGUCGCCGUCGAUGUUUGUACCUAGCGACUAUGAGAUACCAACGAUGGUCUCUUCAUUUGUACCUAGCCAUCCACAGAGGAACUCGAAUCGAGACAUAAUACCGUGGCCUUCGCUGAAUUUGCCAUCUGUAAGAGCGAGCGAGAGGCUGAAGGAAGGAUUGCGUCCUAAGGAAGUGGAAAGAGCAAUGAGUAAUCUGCUGAAGAAGUCCAUAGAGGAACUAGCGGCCACGGACGAGGAUGGUGACACAGCACUGAUGUGCCUGGUGGGUAAUCCAGAGGAGUUAAAGAAGAAGAAAGCUUAUUUGGUGCCAUUGGUUGAGAGAUUGGGCAACUUGCCGGGUGCUCUAUCAAUGGUGAAUAAUCGCAAUGAGGACGCUUUGUACUUGGCCGCCAUGAAUUGCCCGAAAAUGCCGUACGUCACCGGAUAUCUGGCGGCCGCGAUGCUGCAGAAAGGGAUCGAUAUCAACCAAAAAUUAUAUCAUAUGCGCGGUGACACGCUGAUACACUCGGUCGCGGCACGCGGCGAUUCCCACGGGGAGAUCUUGGCGGAGCUGCUAGCGUUGAAGACGGUGCAAGGGAAGCCUGUGUUCGACCUACUGAGGCGCAAUAACGAUGGGAGGACCGCUCUUCACGUCGCAGUCGAGUCGCACGAUCCCACCGGAAGGGGCGUCAAGUCCUUGGCCACGACGCGUCUUCUCUUGCAGAACGGCGCAAAUAUCCUGGUGAAAGAGAACAAGUGUGGCGACACCGCUUUACAUAUGGCAGCCUCAUUGAGUUGCGAUCCAGCACUCGUGAAGGUGUUGCUGUGCAAGGCCACUUCGAAUGUCGUGAACGACAUCAACUACAUGUAUAACACGCCGCUGCACAUGGCCGCGUCAGUCUCGAAUACCGUAAACUUAGAGAAGCAGAAGGAGGUCUGCCGACUCCUGAUACAAGCCGGAGGUCAAACGAACAUAGUAAACCGGCAAGGGAAGACGCCGCUGGCGCUCGUGUCGCCAGAAAGAAAAGAGGCCAUCAAGAGGAUAUUCCACAAGAAAGCGUGAAAAUGAUAGACGCGGAAAUGAGAUGGUAAUGAUAGUGACGCUCGAUGAUGAGCUCUACAUAAGACUGAUCUCUGCGGAAGUAUUUAGGAGCGCGAACUUGGACUCCUUAGCGCUUUCCGCUCCAUUUCGUGAACUGCUGCGGCAGGAUUCGCGACGUUCAUCACGAGCAAACCCUCAAGACUGUGACUCAAGCCGGAAAGGAGUACCAACGAUACGUACAACUUUAUUAAUAGCGUGAAAUUGCGGGGAAAUUGUUGUAGUCCCCUUCCCCCCCCCCCCCCGAGUUGCCAGUCAAUAUGAAAAAACGUAAUUUACUACGCUGGAACAUCUUUGUAUUUGCCUUGUCUGUUUAACACUAGAUAUGAACACAAAUCUUUCUUUUUAAGUACCAACUAUCAAUGUUCUUCAAACGGAAGAAAUGAAAAAUAUACAUGUUGCAUACAUGUAUUUAAAAUUAUACAAUAUUUUCUGGUUUUUACUUUUAGAAUUUACUAUUCUAGUUGCAAUCUAGUGAUACGUAUAUAAUAUAAAUUUAAUAUAAAAAGAGACUAAAAUCAAACGGGCACAUUCAACUAAACAUACGAAACAUAAAAGUUAGUGUGUCUCAAGAUAUCUUGGUGUUAUAUGUCGCUAUGCCUUUGACUUAACAAUUUAUGCAGUUAAAACAAAUAUUAUUAUUCCCUUAAAUAAUAUAAUUGCGUAAUUAUUGCACUCCAAUAUAAUGGCUAACGGAAGCGGAUAUUUCUAAUACUUCAGACCAAGUGUUUUCUAGAAAAUAAAAUUAUUUGAUUUCGCUUAUCUAAUUCAUAAUAUUUCCUUCUCUUUAUUUCUUCUCAAUUAUAUGAGUAAUACCAGCUUGCAUUCUUUUGGUUUACAGUAUAUACUUACAGUUUGGAUGUACAGAAGGUACUUUAUUCAGUUGCUCAAAGAUUCACUAAAUCACGAUAUUAGCAAAGCGAAAUUGUUUUAUUCUAAUAUUUACCGUGUCUUUCUUUAAUUAACGUGUACAUAUCAUUUACUAUCUUGUAAGCUAACGUUUAAAUAUGUAUUAGUUUCAGCCAUCGAACGCCUAUAUAUGUAUAUAGUGUAAAUUUUACUCUAACAAGCCAGCUUUGUUCCACGAAGCGAGUUUCCCCGCAGUUUCCCUAGCAACUCAUUUGUUACACUGACAACAACGGGAAAGAAACGUCUCAUUGAGAAGUUUCCUUUAAUUUUCUCCUUUGUAUCACAUUAUUCGUCAUUUUUACUCGGAAACGCGGGCUGAAAAGAAUGAAGUGCUAAAUCAGACAGCUACAAAAAUCGUUACGUGGAACACUCGUAAAUAUUGUUACGGCAUAUAAGAGGGAAUAAAUCGUGGCGCCAGUUUUUUUUAUUAAUAUAUACUUCCCGGUUGUUCCACAAAUCGAAAAGCUGGCGUCCGCGCCGUAAAGAUACCAUGGUGCGCGCGAUGAUUCCGCUAUAGCGAGCGGUGCGGAAGUAUUGCGGCAUGUUGCGAAAGCGUGUAUGCGUGAAUGCGCGAGUUUUGUUGGACGUGCGUCGAUAAAAGUGUGCUACAUUAGCAUAUAUGUAAAUCGUAAAUACAUUUUUAUACACAGGACAACUGGUGUGCGCCGUCUGUGGUAUUCCCGUCUUUUCCGCACCGCGAGCGAUGUUGUAAUCCCCUGUUUAAUUCUAUCCGAAUCGCUUCGUGCGAUGUAUCAUAAUGCACAUUGAAUUCUCGUUCAUUGAUAUAAAUAUAAUGGCAGUGAUCGAAUAAAUCAAACGUUUCGAUACGGUUUAGACAGCAGAAUUCGGAGGCCCUGAUGUAAAAAUAAAAUAGGAGCGAGUCGGACUGAUGGAUACUUGUCUAUUCCCAUAAAAAGUAUUCUACUGUUAAAAAUAAAAUAAUAGUCAAAAACGCGUCACAUUUUGUCUUGAAAAAGAUCACAUUUUAGCGGAUAAUUUUUUAUUCAAUUAUAGCGUAUUUUUAUUAUCCCUAAAAAACGGGAAUAAUGAUUUAGUUCUACGAUUUCAACGCCUGUUGUGUCUAAUGAUCAAUCCGCCACUGUUUAGCAGCUGACCUAAUGUAGAUUAACACAAUUAUUAUUCUCAGCAUUUCAAAGUGAUGAAUUAUUAAAUUUACAAAGUUAAUGGUUGCACAACCUCUUAUCUUGAUCCAUCACACGAUUUCUUUUUCUUAUAUAUUUGCGUCGCACAUGUAUAAUGACUUAAUUCAGGGAAUCGUAGGUAUUACAAAUUAAUACAAACUAAUUAAUCUGUAAUUUAAUUUGUUGUUGCGUUAUCAUAAUGAUUAUAGCGAGCAUGUCAACAAUUUUUACAAUUCUAUAACAAUCACAUAUAUGUAAUUGUAUAUUGUAUAUAUACAGUUAUAUAAUUUUCUAUAAGAAUCAUAAUCUCUUUAUAAAAUGUUCAAUUUGAAGAUGUAUUUAUUGUUCUUUCUACGUGUGACAUUGCAAUAUUAAUCUAAAUAAAGAUUAUGUGUUACUUAAGCUAUAAAUACGUUUAAAAUUAUAUUAUUAAAUAUAACGUCCUUUUAUUUUUACAUUCGCAAUAAGCACGUAAGAAAUGCAGAAGUAAUAAUUACUUUGAAUGUUAUUAUACCGAAGCCUUCUCACAAAUAACUCUCAUUAUGAAAAAAGGAUAGUCAUAUAAAAUAAUACAUUGCAGACAAAAAUCAAUCAAUAAAUCUUUGUUUAUCGUAUAAUAUAAAUGUAAGUUAUAUCUCAUCUAUUUCAUAGGUUGUUCUUCAAUUUCUGUUGACCAAUCCGAAAUUGGCCGAAAAAUGUCGAAAUACUUACGAUUUUCCAUGUUAUCAGAAUUUCAAAGCGGAAUAAAAUUGAUUUAACUUGUU
Messenger RNA from Temnothorax curvispinosus, 7229 nucleotides. RefSeq lists its product as uncharacterized. Gene Ontology annotation, biological process: regulation of gene expression. The record is from RefSeq and is a predicted model, not a curated record. The transcript is spliced from 9 exons. Gene Ontology annotation, molecular function: protein binding. NCBI's taxonomy places the organism in Eukaryota, Metazoa, Arthropoda, Insecta, Hymenoptera, Formicidae. Gene Ontology annotation, cellular component: nucleus. The coding region runs from base 1439 to 4378 and encodes 979 amino acids.